This is a messenger RNA of Menidia menidia (Atlantic silverside), 780 nucleotides long. The record is from the annotation of a GenBank genome assembly. NCBI's taxonomy places the organism in Eukaryota, Metazoa, Chordata, Actinopteri, Atheriniformes, Atherinopsidae.
AUGGCAGAUCAUCUGAUGAUGCCCAUGAAUCACGGCUCAGCGGGCGCCAGUCUCCACGGUUACAGGAUGGGCAUGAACGGCGGCCUGCAGGCGGGUCACCAGCAGCACGUGGGCCAGCAGGGCAUGCGGGCGCUGCCCAACGGCCAGAUGAUGCACUACGGCGGCGCCCAGGCCAGCAUGGAGAGCGCCAUGAGGCAGCGGCAGGGCAUGGUGGGCGGGCCCAUGAACGGACAGCUGAACGGGGCUCAGAUGGGCCACCACCAGAUGACCUCCGGGAGCAUGAUGUACAACGGGCAGACUCAGCAGCAGCAGCAACAGCAACACCACCCUCAGCAGCAGCAACAGCAGCAUCACAUGCACCCGCCGCAGCACCCACACCAGCAGCAGCAGCAGGCCCAGCACCCCCCCCAGCAGCAGCAGCAGUUCAUGAACGGAGGGCUAACGUCGCAGCAGCUCAUGGCCAGCAUGCAGCUGCAGAAACUCAACACCCAGUACCACGGACACCCGCUGGGGCCCAUGGGCGGGAGCCACAUGGGCCCCGCCGCGCAGUACCGCAUGAACCCGGCCCAGCUGGCCAGCAUGCAGCACAUGGCCGGGCCCACGCUGUCCCUCAACGGCAUGGACGCGGACAUGAUCGACGAGGACGUCCUGACGUCGCUGGUCAUGGAGCUGGGCCUGGACCGGGUGCAGGAGCUGCCGGAACUUUUCCUGGGCCAGAACGAGUUCGACUUCAUCUCAGACUUUGUCAGCAAACAGCAGCCGAGCACCGUCAGUUGCUGA